AUGUCCCCUUCCAAGAUGAAUAGAUCGGUAACUGAUGUUUCCGAAGUUGAACAGAAAAUUAGAGAUGAAUUGUCGUUGUCUAAUGAAGUUAUUACUAUUAGACGUAAUGCUCCUGCAGCAAUUUUGUACGAGGAUGCUUUGAACGAGAAGAAGACUACUAUUGCAUCCAGCGGUGCGCUUAUUGCGUACUCUGGUGAUAAAACUGGUCGUUCCCCUAAGGACAAACGUAUUAUUGAGGAAGAAACUUCUAAAGACAAUAUCUGGUGGGGUCCAGUUAAUAAGCCAUUGCCUGAAAAGACUUGGUCUAUUAACAGAGAAAGAGCAGCCGAUUAUUUGAGAACCAGAACCCAUUUGUACAUUGUGGAUGCAUUUGCAGGUUGGGAUCCUCGUUACAGAAUUAAAGUUCGUGUGGUUUGUGCCAGAGCUUACCAUGCGCUUUUCAUGACAAAUAUGUUGAUUAGACCUACCGAUGAGGAAUUGGCUCAUUUUGGUGAACCUGAUUUCACGGUUUGGAACGCUGGUCAGUUCCCUGCUAAUUACCAUACUCAAGGUAUGUCUUCCAAGACCACUGUGGAAAUCAAUUUCAAGGCAAUGGAAAUGAUCAUUCUUGGUACUGAAUAUGCUGGUGAGAUGAAGAAAGGUAUUUUCACCGUUAUGUUCUAUUUGAUGCCAGUGCACCAUAAUGUUUUGACUUUGCAUUCAUCUGCAAACCAAGGUAUUCAAAAGAACGAUGUAACUUUGUUCUUUGGUCUAAGUGGUACUGGUAAGACUACUUUGUCUGCUGAUCCACAUCGUAAAUUGAUUGGUGAUGAUGAACACUGUUGGUCCGAUCAUGGUGUUUUCAACAUCGAAGGUGGUUGUUACGCCAAAUGUAUUGGUUUAACCGCCGAAAAAGAACCAGAAAUCUACAAUGCUAUCAAGUUCGGUUCUAUCCUAGAGAAUGUCGUCUACGAUCCAAAGACUCGUGAUGUGGAUUACGAAGAUUCUUCGAUUACUGAGAACACAAGAUGUGCUUACCCAAUUGAACACAUUCCAAGUGCCAAGAUUCCAUGUCUAGCAGAUUCUCAUCCACAAAAUUUGGUUCUAUUGACUUGUGAUGCCUCUGGUGUGCUACCUCCAAUCUCUAAGUUAACUCCAGAACAAGUCAUGUACCAUUUCAUCUCUGGUUACACCUCGAAGAUGGCAGGUACUGAACAAGGUGUCACUGAACCAGAAGCUACUUUCUCAUCUUGUUUCGGUCAACCUUUCCUAGCGUUGCAUCCAAUUAGAUACGCAACGAUGUUGGCAAAGAAGAUGUCUGAACAUCGUGCUAAUGCUUGGUUGAUCAACACUGGUUGGACUGGUUCCUCUUACGUUGCAGGCGGUAAGCGUUGUCCUUUGAAAUACACAAGAGCCAUUUUAGAUGCUAUUCACGAUGGUUCUCUAGCCAAGGAAUCCUACGAGACUUUACCAACUUUCAACUUGCACAUCCCAACAAAGGUUAAUGGUGUUCCAAAGGAAUUGUUGAAUCCAUCCAAGAACUGGGUUGAAGGUGAGGCCAAGUACAACACUGCUGUCAACAAUCUGGCCAAAUUGUUUGUUGAAAAUUUCAAGAUUUACCAGGACAGAGCUACUCCAGAAGUGUUAGCCGCUGGUCCUCAAGUAUGA
Molecule: messenger RNA, 1647 nt
Organism: Torulaspora delbrueckii
Lineage: Eukaryota; Fungi; Ascomycota; Saccharomycetes; Saccharomycetales; Saccharomycetaceae
Gene: PCK1
Product: phosphoenolpyruvate carboxykinase PCK1
Exons: 1
Coding region: 1-1647 (548 amino acids)
Biological process (GO): gluconeogenesis
Cellular component (GO): cytosol
Molecular function (GO): ATP binding; phosphoenolpyruvate carboxykinase (ATP) activity
Source: RefSeq, a predicted model, not a curated record